This is a messenger RNA of Diospyros lotus (date-plum), 1196 nucleotides long. RefSeq lists its product as uncharacterized. The record is from RefSeq and is a predicted model, not a curated record. Gene Ontology annotation, cellular component: endoplasmic reticulum membrane; Golgi membrane; COPII-coated ER to Golgi transport vesicle. The transcript has 5 exons. NCBI's taxonomy places the organism in Eukaryota, Viridiplantae, Streptophyta, Magnoliopsida, Ericales, Ebenaceae. Gene Ontology annotation, biological process: endoplasmic reticulum to Golgi vesicle-mediated transport. The coding region runs from base 172 to 981 and encodes 269 amino acids.
ACAGCCACUACGGUCCCAGCUUCCUUCCUUCCCCUCUUCUUGUUCUUUUCCGUCACAAUCUCUCUCCCUCUCUCUCUCUCUCUUCCAAGAACACUUUUGCAAAAUCCAACCGCCUGAUCUUGGAUCCGACCGUAUUUUCACCGUGAAAUCGGCGCCGAUCUACAAGGAGAAAUGUAUGAUAAUUCAAGAGCUCAGCCUGGGGUGCCAAGGCAACCUCCAAACCCACAGCCAAAUCCAUUUGGUAAUGCAUUUGUUGGAUCUGGGUCAGGACUUAUAAGAGGUGGAUUGGGUGCUUAUGGAGAGAAAAUUUUAGGAUCAAGUUCAGAGUAUGUGCAAAGCAAUAUAAGCAGGUACUUCUCUGAUCCCCAAUACUAUUUCCAAGUUAAUGAUCAUUAUGUGAGGAACAAAUUGAAGGUUGUUCUCUUCCCUUUUCUACACAGGGGCCAUUGGACAAGGAUCACAGAACCAGUAGGGGGCAGGCUUUCCUACAAGCCCCCAAUCUAUGAUAUAAAUGCUCCAGAUUUGUAUAUUCCACUGAUGGCAUUUGGUACCUAUGUUGUUCUUGCUGGCUUUGGAUUGGGUCUCCAUGGAAAGUUUAGCCCGGAAGCUCUCAAUUGGCUGUUCAUCAAGGGGCUGAUGGGAUGGUUUUUGCAAGUUUCUCUGCUUAAAAUGUCAUUGUUUUCGUUGGGUAGUGGAGAGGCACCCUUGCUGGACAUUGUGGCAUAUGCCGGCUAUACUUUCACCGGGAUUUGUAUGGCUGUCCUAGGAAGAAUUAUGUGGGGCUACUCGUAUUACUUUUUAAUACCAUGGACGUGUUUGUGCAUGGGAAUCUUCCUAGUGAAGACAAUGAAGAGAGUGCUUUUCGCAGAAGUGAGGAGCUACGACUCGAGCAGGCAUAACUACCUCUUGCUCUUUAUUGCUUUUGCCCAAUUCCCGCUUACCAUUUGGCUCGGCAACAUUAGUCUCAAUUGGCUGUUCUAAAAUGCCUCUUUUCUGUGAUGCUGUUGGCUACAAUUUUGCUUCUGUAGAUGUAUAAUGAGCGUUUACAUGUUAAUUUUGAGUGCAUUUGCUUAGUCCAUUUUAAUUCUGAUUAAAUUUGUACACCUAAAUGCUUAAAUACAGCUCGGAUUUCAGUGUUACCUUUAGCCCCCAAUAGAGUUGUGGAUAUGGAUCAAAAUAGCAGAUGUUUUAUGUCA